This is a messenger RNA of Aspergillus campestris IBT 28561, 1028 nucleotides long. RefSeq lists its product as uncharacterized. The coding region runs from base 177 to 812 and encodes 211 amino acids. The transcript is spliced from 3 exons. Lineage: Eukaryota; Fungi; Ascomycota; Eurotiomycetes; Eurotiales; Aspergillaceae. The record is from RefSeq and is a predicted model, not a curated record.
CGGUAAUUCCACCACGAGGCGUUCAUACCCUAGUGUCAUUCAUCCCCUGUCUGUUAUCGUGGACGUUUCCUGAAAUCCCGCUCCUGGUCUGUCAUGGUGAUGGGAGGAGCAUCCCCGAGAUUAUAUGGCUAUCCAAAUAUAGGGACAACGCACGCGUCACCAGACGCCCGUGUCAGAUGACUGAAUCGUUACCGGGAAAAAAAAUUAAUCACAGACCAUCAGCGCCAGUGCUAACCGCAGCAGCAGAUCCCCAUCUUGCAGCGAUGCCACCAAGCACAUGCGUGUGCCGAGUUCCUUCCUCGUUCCUUCUCUGGAAUGAUCCCCGAUGGCUGACCAGAGACUCGGACAGGAUGACUCACGGCCUCUUAGUAAGUCUUGGAUCAUCUCGGGAAAUGCAGGUUUGUGACGAGAAGCGCAGAUGGGCGGUUUCAGCCUUCCUUUGCUUUUGUCAUCGGUCGAGGCACCAAGACAUCGACUUAGGCUCUACUAGACUGGAAUGGGGGGGACGGAGGAAGGGCCCUACUGCAAUCAUGCGCAUAUUAUUGCUAACGAUGGCGGUAUACAGUCCUCCGUGCAGCUCGGCUUUGAGUCUCCUGUUUUGGUACGGAACAGAUUACUUGCUGGUGGUGGCGACAGACGUCAAUCAGUCCAGGCUGAUGACCAACCGGGGAUUCCACGGACGUGCAAGUGGUCCCAUCGUCGCCUUACUGUGCAUUCUCCAGGACGCGUCGAUCACUCGCCUGCAACUGGGAAGAGGAAAAGGUAAAAGGCUAGACCGCCGGCUAUUUAGGCAGUCACUUGCUUGGAGAUGAGAUGCUAUCGUACUAAAUUGUCCACAGCCAGGAUAACUGAUUGGGCUCGGCGGAAAGGAGGGUUACUGGUGGUUGGUGGGAUCGUGUUUGCGAUACUUUCGUCUCAUGUCGUCCGUGCUCAAGGGGGGAGAGAUUUGCCCACGGGGCCACAAGGCGCGCCGCGAACACGAUCGGGUCGUUUGGAUGGUGGAAAGAGGCAUCUUGGACGACCCGGGC